AUGCAAGAAUUAAUUAACACUCAACCUGAAUUAGAAGAAUUUCAAUUGAAUUAUUCUACGAUGCCAAAAGAAGAAAAUUUAUCAAAAUUACCAGAAGCUAUUGAAAUUGAAGAUGAAGAAAAUAUCUGGGAAAAAUUUUCUAACAAUGAAGAAAAUUAUAAUUAUUCAAGG
Racocetra persica is the source of this 171-nucleotide messenger RNA. The record is from the annotation of a GenBank genome assembly. NCBI's taxonomy places the organism in Eukaryota, Fungi, Glomeromycota, Glomeromycetes, Diversisporales, Gigasporaceae.